AUGGCCGCCGAAUACACCCCGUACUUUGACGGAAUGAACAAAGGACAAGGGUUCAACACGUUCACUCAAGAACUAUGUUUGAACAACGCGGUCACCGUCACAUCGGGUCCGACGCCUCCCCCGACACCUUUCAAAAGGAGCUACGAAUCGGUUGAAAUUAACAGUUACGAGGAACUUACUAAGUCUUUACACAUCACUGCUGGUGCUGCAAUCACCGGAUGGGGUCAGUCCGGUAAAGUUGACGUUGAAUAUCUGAACCGCGAAAGUUUCGAAAAAAGCGACAUUACUUUUGAGGUCAAGGUGGACGUCGAGCAUCAGGGAAGGACUACAAAUGAUUAUUCCUUCAAUUGGACCGACCCGCCGAACCCGAAUUCCACUUACGGUGAUCGUUUCAUUUCCGGCUUCGUUGAAGGGGGUCAUUUUUACGCUCUCGUGUCUAUCACGUCUUUCAAUCAAUCACAAAGUCAGACGGUCAAAGAAGCUGCUCAAGUCACCAUGACCAUGUAUGGUGUCAAUGGCGAGAUCUCACAGGAGGUCGAGCGCGCCAUCGAGACGCUCAAGCAGAAUUCGACCAUUCGCAUCUCCAUCAAUGAGACAUCGGGUGGCAAGCGGAGAGAUACACCUGGUGAUGAAGACCUGAAGUCCAUAAAGCAACUCGCCGAUGAGUUCUACAAGAAUGCUGAGCAGCAUCAUUACGUGCGCUGGGCCAUCCUGGAGAAAUAUGUCAAUAUCCCGGACUUCAAGAAUGCUUUCCAGCCUUUUGACUAUUUCGUUGCGAUUCAGAAGAGUUUCUUCUUCCUCGAUGACUUCUCCAAGUACAUGUAUUUCAAAUCUAUGAUCCAGGACGUUCCGGACAACAAGUUCAUCGACGGUCAUCUCCAGAAAGCUGGUUUCGAGAAGAUCAGGACAGACCAAAUUGAUCUCAUCCGCCGGAAGGCAUGUACCACUUACUUCUCCCCUCGGAGUUUCCGUAUAGAUGUCUUGAGGGCAAUCAAGACGUUGUCGUAUGUCGCACAGCGGAUGUCCACAAGCGACGGCAAUUACUCUGACAGUAUCCGCUCGACCCUGCAGACAGGCGCCACGAAGCUUUUCGACGUUAAGGUCUAUGACUUCGACACCGUGGACGGGAGCACCGUCGUCUCGUUUGCGUCUAGCACGUCCGGUAACGGGUUCACCGCGAUGAUCGGCAUGCGUGCGACCGGGAUCCCUGAGAUGAAAGAAGACAGCCACUUCUACGUCUUUGAGAGUAGAGAAAAUCAAGUUUCGCAAGAGCCCGUCCGCGUGGCAGUAUCCGGAUUGUCGAGCAGGAACUAUCUCCGGCUCUCGCAAGAAAGUGUUCCAAGAAGCCCGAUGUUCCACCGCGAAAUCGCUGCCGCUCAGCCGAAAGAUGGUGCAUUGUUCUCCUUCUACGUUGCUGGAGCCUAG
Messenger RNA from Fibroporia radiculosa, 1425 nucleotides. RefSeq lists its product as uncharacterized. The transcript is spliced from 13 exons. The coding region runs from base 1 to 1425 and encodes 474 amino acids. The record is from RefSeq and is a predicted model, not a curated record. NCBI's taxonomy places the organism in Eukaryota, Fungi, Basidiomycota, Agaricomycetes, Polyporales, Fibroporiaceae.